Messenger RNA from Xylaria bambusicola, 3078 nucleotides. Its product is annotated as heterokaryon incompatibility protein-domain-containing protein. Lineage: Eukaryota; Fungi; Ascomycota; Sordariomycetes; Xylariales; Xylariaceae. The coding region runs from base 339 to 2681 and encodes 780 amino acids. The transcript is spliced from 2 exons. The record is from RefSeq and is a predicted model, not a curated record.
CGGCGGACAAAGACCCCGCCGAGUUGCCGAUUCACUAGAUCAACUUUUGAAUUUCAUUCGUGGGAGGCAGUGACUACGGAAGUGAUGGCAACCCCUACCAUCCAAGUCAUUCGAUGAGCUACAUAUAGAUAGUCUUGUGGCCCUCUGAAGUGUCACCAGUCCAAAGUAUAGGAUACACGCAGUGAAAAAUACGAUUGCCUUUGUUGUUACCGGGUGCCGUCGGCCAGGACUUGGGGCGUGAUUUCCUACCCUUCCUACUGCAUCGCUGUUCGUCUUACCUCGCUCGCCUGUUGCAUCAACAAUUCUUUUAUAGGCCCAGGGAGUUGCUCCUUUGAACAAUGAACGCUAAUAUAGACAACGAGAUACAGGUCGACAAGCUCAUAGAAGAAUGUCGACUGGAUACGCUAAAUGGCAGACCUCAAAGUGACCAGAACAAGACUCGGAUCGCCGAGUUUUUCAAUAUUCUUAGCUCAAAUCUGAGCAUCCGUUAUAUUGCGAAAGUCAUAUUACAGACUGGGCGCAGUAACAGAAUCACAUAUGACUCGGUAGCGGAUCAUGCAUGGGACGAUGAAACCCCUCAAAUUAUCCUCAAACCAGGUCCAAUUCCAUGUCAUUCAUCGGUCGGAGGCAUCAAAUUCUGCACUGAGCUUUGCCGCAUUUUCGCCACUUUUGCCUCUUACGGGGCCGGUACGAAGAGCGAGGAGUCUCUGAGCGUCCUUGGACUCUCUUUCUUAGAGGUUGUCAUGAGGGCACAGGAAGGCUGUCCAGUUGCAAAACUCAUAGUAUCGACCAUGAUUCAAAGGAAAUCAGGGGUUUCCACGCGUUCGCAGCUUCAAUACUGGACUGAGAAUGGAACUGAGAAAGUGUAUUUGCGAUUCCAACCCGUGUACAAUGCGGUUUACAUUUACCUCCACCAUCCCACCCGCGUUCAUGGAAGAUAUGAAUUCUGCGGAAUCAUCAACGUAUGUGCUGUGCCAGGCAGCAGACCAGCCCAGUUCAUACAACGCCUACCAGUCAAUACGAACCUAAAUUCAAUCUCGAUAAUGCAUAUGCUACGUAAUACCAUUGAUGAAUGCUUGUAUAGCCCGGAACAUGUUCAUUGCCGCAUGGGUACCGACGAAGAAAAGCCUCUUCUACCAUCAAGAGUGCUUGACGUAGGUCUACUCAAUGACGAUGAUACCGCAUUGAAACUGGUGAUGCUUCCGGGUCAAAGAGCAGAGUACGCAGCGUUAAGCUAUUGCUGGGGGGGGAAGCAGGAUUUUGAGACGAGAAGUGAUACCCUUGAUUUGAACUUGAAGUCAAUUGCAUACGAUCUACUGCCGCUUACCAUUCAAGAUGCCGUGCGCUUUACUAGAGCCCUUCGCAUUCAGUACCUUUGGGUUGAUUCCCUAUGCAUUCUUCAAGAUAGUCAAGAGGACAAAGAUGAAGAGCUUAGAAAGAUGGCGGAUAUCUACAACAAGUCUACAGUCACUAUAUGUCCCGCCGCCGCCACCUCAUCAAGAGACGGGUUCCUGGGGCAGAGCCAAACCGGAGUACAUAACUCGCUGACUAUAGCCCUUCCACUAAUGCUUAGUCACGACAAAACUUCGAAGACAGAGGUAGUGUAUCUCCAACCCGGCAUCGGCGACGGGCCAAAAUCCCAAAGUGAUAAAAGAAUAUGGCCGACAGAUCGCCGUGCCUGGACAUUCCAAGAAAAAUUCCUUUCACCUCGAAUCAUUACUAUUUUUGACGUAGGAUAUCAAUGGGAGUGUCUGAGAUGCUCAUUCAACGAAGAGGAUGUCGCAUGCAACGGGAAGUGGAUUGAUGGACGACGACUGGAUCUCCUUCAAACUCUCUUUCCAAAAUCCAAAACGCUUGACUCACAUCAGAAACAGACCCUAUUUGAGAAUUGGCACUUAAACGUUGUAUCCGACUAUUCAGCUCGCUCGUUAUCUUUCCAGGAGGACAAGCUCCCCGCCAUCUCCGCUGUCGCCCAAGUCUUCCAAAAAGCAUUGAACGACGAAUACAUAGCCGGGAUAUGGUUAUCCCGUAUUCGGGAGGGUCUCUCUUGGUGUUGCAGACCAAAUUUCCAGAUUCAGCAACGGCCCCCUGGGCCGUCAUGGUCAUGGGCAUCUGUUCCAACACCCGUCCAAAUGACGCCGCUGAAGUAUGGUGAGGGAGAAGCGAAGAUUCAGUUUGAAUUGGUGGGCCACGACAUUGAAUUCGUCAAUCCCGCGAUGCCAUUAGGAACGGUUCGCCAUGCGAAAUUGAGGAUUCGCGCCCCCCUGAGGCGACUCAGUUCGGCUGUCCUUCGCAAGUUCUUGUUGCCAUCUUUAAGCCAUCUCUGUUGCGGCUGUGAACCCAGUCCAAGAACUGAAGGAGCAGGAUGGAUCUUCGCCGACAAUAUAACGUAUGACCAGAAUUGGUUCGUUCAACAGCAAUGUAUCUUCUCUCUGAAGCUAUCCUCUCACGAUUACGGGCACACAGCAUGCGAUUCUUUCAUGUUUUCGGAAGCUGGAUUGCUCCUAAGACUGGUAGACGGACAUAACUCCGACGAUGAAAAGCAAUUGAUGCGCAUUGGAUAUUAUAGGAUCUGGUCCGAAGGGUAUCUUGUUGAUCACAGCUUUGAAUCCAAUCUCCAGCUGGUUAAACAAUGGGCUGAUUCUGAUGACAGUCAGCUGCACCUCUUCACCUUGAUAUAGAGGAAGAGUGAUGGGGUGCAACUAGCAAGUCGAAUUCUGAUUCUAUGUACAAAGUGCAUUCGCUGAGUCAUUGGCCUUGCGGAUGUAUCCGCCGGUGGCCAAGCCGUUCACGAAAAGUGUGCAAAUUCGAAUGGAUCCCCGUAGUGAUGAACCAUGCUAGGGAGGCAGCAAAGUGGUCUUAGUUCCGGUCAUAGACGGACAGGGCGAAUUCGUGUUAGAAGUUCUUUAAGCCAUAUUUACAUUUUGAGCUGCAGACUAAAUAGUUCUUUAUCUGUUAAAUUUUCGACGCUUGUGAUGGUUACAUCAUACCCUCGGAUUGAAGUUGCAAAUUUUUAUUAUGUAUUAUAAAAAUAGUCUUAUAUUAUAGGUGACUUUAGUUUUAUAUGUUUCCAUACUA